This is a messenger RNA of Felis catus (domestic cat), 1847 nucleotides long. Its product is annotated as leucine-rich repeat-containing protein 37A3-like. The record is from RefSeq and is a predicted model, not a curated record. NCBI's taxonomy places the organism in Eukaryota, Metazoa, Chordata, Mammalia, Carnivora, Felidae.
UGCCACCCCCGCUCCAAAAUCCCCACCUGACGUGAAAAAAAAAAUAAAAAGACUUCAUGUACAGCGUUUUUGUUUCAGAAGAUGCAAAUGCUAGAGUUAGAAAUAGGAAGGCUUUCGGACCAGCCCCACACCCCAGAAAAACACACCGCUUUCAUAAAAGUCGCUCCCGUGUGGUCCACAGAACACCCAAGGCCAAACUGAAUCGAAAGUCCAGAAAGGAAAGUUCACUGAGUAAUAGACAGCUGCUUGCAAAGAGGCCUCCAUCCUCUGCAGUCAGGAGCCUCGUAAAUUCCCCUUCACGAGAGGAUUUUUCAUCUCCGGGAGAACUGAGUCCUCAGAAAAAUCCUUUUCCAGAAUUAUUUGCUCCUUCAGGAACUUACAGAGAAAACACUACUGCAGAGAACACUACUGCCCAAAAUGUUUCUGACGAAAAUAUUUCUACAGGAAACACUACUGUGCCAGAACAAACCCUCCCUGAAUUCACAAACCCUAAGAAUCUUUCCACUGCUAAUUCUACUGUUACUGCAGACAACUCUACGCCGACCGUUAAACAAACCAAUGAUACACAAUGGGAAUACCACAAUGCGGGCACUGGCUUGCCCCCAAAAGCCACAGGCUUCACUGUGUCAAAGCUCUCGUCCUCAGGUGAUCUGUUUGAAAUUCAGUUAAACCAGCAGCUACAGUCCCUCAUCCCCAACAAUGACGCGAGAAGCCUCAUUUCUCAUGUUAUCCGGACUUUGAAAAUGGACUGCUCUGAGACCCACGUGCAGCUGGCCUGUGCCAAGCUCAUCUCCAGAACAGGCCUCCUGAUGAAGCUUCUCAGCGAGCAGCGAGAAGUAAAGGUGUCCAAGGCAGAGUGGGAUACGGACCAAUGGGAAAAUGCGAAUUAUAUCAAUGAGAGCACAGAAGUCCAGAGUGAACAGAGAGGGCAGGAGUCAAGGGAGCUCACAAAAGAAGUUCUAGGCUAUGGCUAUACCAACAAACUCAUCUUGGCAAUAUCUGUGACUGGUAGUUUUGUGACGGUUUUGAUCCUAGUUUUCUGUCUCAUUGAGAUUUGUUAUCAUAGAGCAGCAGUCAAGGAAGGUAAAGAAGGAAGCUCAAGGUAAAUAUUAGUCUGGCAAUCGUUAAAGUAGAAUUUUAGAACUAGAUUUUCAAACUCAUCUAUUUCAAUCCCCUUGUUUUACAGCCAGGAAAUCACCAAAGGCAGAAAGGAUACAUAUUUGGCCUAAUGCUUUGCCUGGAUCCAGCAAAGUUAGCUGCCCAGCCAAACCCGAGUUAGAACGGGACUGGCACAGAGCACCUGCUCACUAGACCUUUAAAGAAAGAUCUUGGGGGGACGGGGGUGGAAAUGUUCAGACCCGUUCCUGCUGGCGGUGGGCAUCGGGCCUGGCCACAGACCUUCUCAGAGGCUCUGGACAAGGGAUAGGGAGGGCCAAAAGUCGUGGGGUGAAGGGGCUAGUCUUCAAGCAUGAUGGAAGGUGGAAUACAUGAGUCCCUCCUAUAAAGUGGGGGGGGGGACUUCCUUCUUCCUCCUUCUGGUUUUCGAGGCCCCGCUCUCCACUCCCUUUAUCCAGACCCAAUAGAAUUUGAACUGGGAGAGGCCUUAGAUAAUCAUUUAUCUCUUCCUUUUAUAAUAAUGAGAUGGAGAAGGAGAAAAGGAAGAUGUCUUGCUGGACGGUUGUAUCACUAGUACCACUAGAACCAGAAAGAAGAUGGUUCCUUUCCAGUUGGGCACGGCUCUGACUACACUGGUCUUGGGCUGUGAACUGCAUUUUAUGUCACAACUCCGUGCACACGUACCGUAUAGACAUAAGUACCUUCUAAAACAAACUUACCAUACACUCUGA